Messenger RNA from Colletotrichum navitas, 555 nucleotides. RefSeq lists its product as uncharacterized. The record is from RefSeq and is a predicted model, not a curated record. Bases 247 to 534 code for a protein of 95 amino acids. The transcript has a single exon. Lineage: Eukaryota; Fungi; Ascomycota; Sordariomycetes; Glomerellales; Glomerellaceae.
GUUCAUAUUUUACCUUUGGGGCUUUACCUGUCAAGUUUCGCCCGUGUGAAUACCUUCACCGACACUGCAAUAGGCUUCUCGUUGAUGGGCCCCCCAUAAACGUUGAAUCCGUGUGGCCACCCGAGUUCUGAACACAUUGACCAUAUCGCCAGUCCUGCUGCUGAGGCACCGCUGCUAGCUUUUACGAGGUCGACGGCACAAGAUCUUGGGCACAUACCGACACGUUCACUGUGUCCACCGAAGAUUAUGCCCAGAGGGCCAGUCGGCACGGGUGUUCGUUCACUGCUACUGGCGCUACCCAAGAGUGCCCAAGCAAUAGAUGCCUGGUCUACCUUACUGACCGACGAGAGCCGCAGUCCCCUGCGAGUGUAUCAUUCAUUCCCCUUGGCCCAGAGACCCCGCCCAACCGGAGCAGACGAUGUUGUCAGCAACAGCAAAUGCGGCUCGGGCCUGGAGAUAGCACCGAGGAAAGGGCAACGUCACGAACAUGUUUCGUUCGAAGGUGCGGUUCAGGCCCCCAACGACAGCUGUUGAAACUCGGCCGAGAAAAGCCCC